GGUGGUGGUGCACGGUCGGAAGGAGGAGGGGGGGGACUCUAUUUUGCUAUUAAUCGGAUCGUCGAGAUUUUGUGACCGCAGACUGCACCUGAUAAGCUGUCGGUGGAGCUGCUUCGGAUGAAAGUUGGAUGUAGUCGGCGGCUGCGGUUGAAGCGCUGCUCGGGGUUUGGACGAUACGCAGCUCUCGGGCUUCACACACCAAACGCUGGAGUUUUUCGGCACCGUCUCUGCGGCUGCUAACUUAUUCACAAGUUAGCUGUGGACAAUUUAACAACACCGCCACACGUCUUCUUCUUUUUUCCGUGUGUUCUUAGUUUAAGUUCUAAACAGUUCCGCUGCUGAUAUUUUAGGAGCUGUCCGGGCGCAGUGUCCUUUAACAUUUUUUUUGCUGUUGCAUGUUUUCAAACGUGUCGUCAGAAAGUUUUUUUUUUUAGCCUUUUAUGGACACACUCUCGCAACUUAAAUGUAAGUUUAAAGCGACGUUAGCUUCUGCCGUGUUACGGCGGUUAAUCUGUGAAUUACCUUUGAUUUGUAGCCCGCGUCGGACACCGGAGGAGAAAGUUGGAGUGGGGACUUGUGUCAGAAAUGAACGUCGGUGGGACGGAAAACGUUUCACUCCCACAAAGUUGUUUCAGCUAAACCUUCGUGUCACAAGAAGACAAUUAAUGUGCCACGAAAAGCCCCUCGUCUCUCCGAAGCUACGUUAAUAUUACACUUCGCGGGGGCACCAGGAGAAAAGCUCAACGGCCGCGCUAUUAAAACUGGAUACAAAAUGGCGGCGUUCCUGGGACGAUUUGGAUAUAUGUCUCGUUGUAUUUUUUAUUUAAUUUUGUCGGUCGAACUGACUAUCAGUUAUGGAUUGGCUUCAGAUCUGCCCUGUGCCCAGAACUGUACCUGCAGUGGAGAUUCAGUGGACUGUAGCGACCUGGAGCUGACGGCUACGCCUCUGGACCUUCCAGUCCGGACUGUUUCCUUAAAUCUUGGCCACAACAAGCUGACUGCCAUCAAUGUUGAAGCCUUUGCCAACCUUCCCAACUUGAGAGAGCUGCGGCUGGACCACAAUGAGCUGACCUCCAUACCAGAUUUAGGACAGGCUGCUUCCAAGAUUGUAUCCCUCUACCUACAUCAUAAUAAGAUCCGCAGUGUUGAUGGCAGGCGGACCAGAGAGCUGGUUUCUGUGGAAACUCUGGACCUGAGCAACAAUGACAUCACUGAGCUACGAGGGCAGUGCUUCCCCGCAGGCCUCCAAAUCCGAGACCUGUACCUGAGUAACAACAAGAUAAGCACGUUGGAGGUCGGAGUGCUGGACCAUCUGGGCUCAACGCUGCAGGUCCUGAGACUGAGCCGAAACCGCAUCAGCCAGAUCCCAGUUAAAGCCUUCCAGCUCCCGAGGCUCACCCAGCUUGAGCUGAACAGGAACCGUAUUCGUCAGGUAGAGGGUCUUACCUUCCAGGGUUUGUCCAGCCUGGAGGUGCUCAAGCUGCAAAGAAACAGCAUCAGUAAACUAACUGAUGGAGCCUUCUGGGACCUGGCCAAGAUGAAAGUCCUCCACCUGGAUUACAACAGCUUGACAGAGGUGAACAGUGGCUCCCUGUAUGGCCUGACCUCCCUUCAGCAACUAUUCCUCAGUAACAACUACAUAGCCCGCAUCAAUCCUGAUGGAUGGAAGUUCUGCCAGAAGCUCAGGGAACUGAAUCUGUCGUACAACAACUUGACUCGUCUGGAUGAGGGGAGUCUGGCUGUGCUGGGGGACCUCCACACCCUCCGCCUGGGCCACAACUCCAUCAGCCACAUCAACGAGGGAGCCUUCAGAGGCCUCAAGGCCGUACGCGUCCUGGAGCUGGACCAUAACGACAUCUCGGGGACAAUAGAGGACACCAAUGGGGCCUUCUCUGGAUUGGACAGCCUCAACAAGCUGACUCUGUUUGGAAACAAGAUCAAAUCGGUGGCCAAGAAAGCCUUCUCUGGCCUGGAGACCCUGGAACACCUGAACUUGGGGGAUAAUGCUAUUCGCUCCAUCCAGCCUGAUGCUUUCAGUCGGAUGAGGAACUUCAAAAGCCUUCUCAUCCAGAGCAACAGUUUCCUUUGCGACUGCCAGCUCCAGUGGCUGCCUGAGUGGUUGGUGACACGUGGUUUGCAGGCCGGCGUUAAUGCCACCUGUGCCCACCCGGAGAACCUGAAGGGCACCAGCAUCUUUGAGGCUCCGUCCAACAGCUUUGUCUGCGAUGACCUGCCCAAACCUCAGAUCACCGUGCAGCCUGAAACCACAGUGACAGUCCUCGGAAGUGACGUUCGUCUCACCUGCACGGCAGCAAGCAGCAGCUCUUCCCCCAUGACCUUUGCCUGGCGUAAGGACCAGGAGCUGCUUCGUCACGCAGAGAUGGAGAACUAUGCCCACGUGCGCGCUCACCACCAAGGCGCAACAUCUGAUGUGCCGGGCGCAGGAGGAGGCGUGAUGGAGUACACCACAAUCCUGCACCUGCGGCACGUCACUUUUGCCCACGAAGGGCGUUACCAGUGCAUCAUCACCAACCACUUUGGUUCCACCUACUCCAGCAAGGCCCGCAUCAUUGUCAAUGUCCUCCCAUCCUUCGUGAAGACUCCCAGGGACAGCACCAUUCGAACCGGCCACACCGCCAGGCUGGAGUGCGCCGCAGAAGGUCACCCGGCACCUCAGAUCGCCUGGCAGAAGGACGGCGGUACAGAUUUCCCUGCCGCCCGUGAGCGCCGAAUGCACGUCAUGCCCGACGACGACGUGUUCUUCAUCAUGGACGUCAAGCCGGAGGACAUGGGCGUGUACAGCUGCACUGCCAAAAACACAGCAGGCACCGUCUCCGCCAACGCUACCCUCACCGUACUGGAAACCCCCCACCUGGCCCAGGACCUGGAGGACCGCAGCGUGGUGGUCGGGGACACAGUGGCCCUGCAGUGUAAAGCCCUGGGCAGCCCGCCUCCUCGCAUCACCUGGCUGCGCAACGACCAGCCGCUGCGCCCCUCCGACAGACACCACUUCACACCGGGAAACCAGCUGCUGGUCAUCGGAGCCGCAUCGCUGGAGGACGCCGGCCGCUACACCUGCCUCAUGUCCAACACCCUGGGCACAGAGCGCGCCCACAGCCAGCUGGUGGUCACUCAGCGCAGGAACCCCUGCACGCCACCGUCGGGCCCGAGCACGGUCACCAUAGGCAUCAUUGUCAUCGCUGUGGUCACGAGUAUUGUGGUGACAUCGCUGGUGUGGGUGUGCAUCAUCUACCAGACCAGGAAAAAGAGCGAGGAGUGUAGUGUGACCAACACAGAUGAGACGAUUGUUCCUCCGGACGUACCCAGCUACCUCUCCUCCCAGGGCACUCUGUCAGAGCGGCAGGACGUGUGCAUCCGCGUGGAGGCCGGCGGUGGACCUCAGCCCAACGGACACGUCGGAGACACCACAGGUUUCGAUGGUGCAGUCGUGUGCACAGAUUGUAUGGAGAACGGCAACAGCUACUCCAAAGAUCCAGACUACCUGACCCACGGGUUUGGUCCCGCUGGAGGCAUGGAGUACCAGCAGCAUUUUGUUCCCCCGCCCUACUCGCACUGUCACCCGGGGGAGCAGCAUGACGCAGGAUCACACAUCACCCCGCUUUGCAACGGGACCCCCAACGGGAUCCGAAAGGACAUUCAAGGAACCACGUUUCCGAAAAAUCACAACACGAUACAGCUGAACCAACAUGAUAGAAAAGCGAGCAGAGCGGGACAGACGUCGGCGAGCUCUCCAUCACAAGAAGACUCCUUCCACAAGCCGGUGAAGCUGGCCGGCGUAACGAGCCACGGACGCCUCGACACUGACUGUGAGCCUGAGCUCAGGCAGACUCUGCUGUCCAAUGGACACACCCUCAGAGCCUCUCAGAAUGAGAGCGCCCCUCUAAGGAGAGCCAGCGACUAGCAGACACUCAAUCCAGCCCAAAAUGUGGACUUUUACUUUUGUUUGCACUGGGAAAUAAACUGCUACCUCAUAUAGAGGCGAACGGUACUGAGCCUCCUGGAUUUGGACUGACAGGGAACACCAGGAGGAGGGAAAAGGUAGGGGGCAUCCGGCGUUUGAAGGUGGAGCUUGUGUGGGUGGCAUCCCAUCUGAGCGUAUCAGCUGUACAUAGUUUAAAAUCUUCCUCUGGGAGGUGACCAAUAAAAAGUUCUAGCUCCAAAAAAUGUGACUUGCAUUUGAAGCAUGUAAAUGUAGGGAAUCUUGUACAGUGUAUGUAUGUGCAGGGGGAAAAAGAGAAAUAUACCAGGACAUUUGUCUGUAAAUAAGAGUUUUCCUAUAUUAUAUAUUAUAUAACUUUUACAAAAGAGUGUUUGAAUAUAUGUGCAUGACAAAGAAAGGAGUGAUGGUAUUUUUAUUUUUCUUAAAAAAAACAGCCUUUUUCAGCUUUUACCAACAUCCAGCUGCGGUGCCUUAUUGCAUGAUCAAAGAAAACUCAACUUUUAAUAGCAUAUAUCAACAGAUGUUUUUGUGAGCGAUACUGGUACACUUUUUAUAGCAAACAAAACAAAACACUUGAUUGCACUUAAAUGUUUUUUUUUGUUUUUCCGAGAGAAACCGCUGCCAGCUAUGGCCUUACAGAAACACAAGUCACAUGCAUUGUAUGAAGGAAGAGCUUUGAUGUAAAUUAUUUUGGUACGUCAGGUGGGACAUUGGUCGACAGUCAGUUAAAGCACUUUUUCCACGCGCUUCAUAAACAGGCCGAUUGUGUACACGAUCUGCUAAUAGGAAUGCAGGAACCUCCUCGGUGUGAGGAGACAUUCCACAUAUUUUGACACAGUAAAGUCAACAGUACAUACUGUACCAUUAAGGCUCUUCCACCAGUUUCACAAUACUACACGUUACUGCAAAUCUGCUCUGAUCUAGCUAGGAUAAAUGCUUCUCUUAUUUAAGUUGGGCUCUUUAUUUGUCCCAGAAAGCGACUUUGGCACAAGUCGGCAACCAAAUGUGGUCAGACCGCUGCUAACAGCUGUUAUUUGGAAGCUGUGGAAGCCAGUAAUAAACUCUCAGUGUGACACCUGCCACAUUCAUAAUCAAAGCUACAGUUGUGCGCUCCAGAGCGUUGACAUUUAAUUGACUGAAUGCUUAAUCAUGCAAUUCCUACGCUGUAGGAAAGACGGAGAAUGACGUUUGUCAUCGUGUUACUGCUGUAAUUCACAUCCACAGUUAGUCGUGCGUUCGGGAGCAAAUGGCCAGUAUUCCACCUGAGUUACACCGUCACUGCGGUUCAGUUUCAUGUUUGAGGUAACUAAAGGUGCAGCUUCACACGGUGAACACUUGGGAAGCUUGUGAAAUGUGCUCUAAACCAAACGUGGAGGAUUAAUGCAGUCGCACACUUUUCCCACGCUGUCGCAAUCCCUGAAUACACUGGGUCAGAAAUCAGUCAAAGAAGUUACAUUGUCUCGUGUAUGAAUGUUGUCCCCCCCUCCCAGUCUGAACUGUGCUCUGUAACCAGUGGCCUUAUCAAGGUAAGCUGGAGGACACGCUCCUCUGGUUACACCUGAUAGCACCUAUCAGAGAUGUUUAUACCAGCAAGACCAAUCAGAGAUCCUGUUGGAAACCUCCCCCCCACCCCCAGUGUAGAAGAGACAACAGGGAGUGAGGCGAGUAAUUUAUUGAAAACAAACUGCCUGAAACCGUUGUACCAAUGUCAAAGCUAAAACAGUGAAGUGUCUAACAUGGCAUUGAAGUGUCUAAUAAAAAUCACAUUUUGCUAUUAUUA
Stegastes partitus (bicolor damselfish) is the source of this 5741-nucleotide messenger RNA. It is a transcript of the gene lrig1, whose product is annotated as leucine-rich repeats and immunoglobulin-like domains 1. The coding region runs from base 773 to 3922 and encodes 1049 amino acids. The transcript has 18 exons. Lineage: Eukaryota; Metazoa; Chordata; Actinopteri; Pomacentridae. The record is from RefSeq and is a predicted model, not a curated record. Gene Ontology annotation, molecular function: protein binding.